AUGGAAAAGAAACUUCAUGCAAAAGAUGAAGUCAUUGAAGCAAAAGACAAAAGCCUUCAGAAAAGAAUACCACGUUCGGUACCAAAAGGAAAGGAAAAGAACUAUAAGUAUAUGAUUUAUACUGAAGAGAUGGAAAAUGAAGAAGACAGAGAUAUGGUUAUGUUGCAUUUAGUCAGAAGAAACAACAAAAGCUUUUACGACCUUGCUAAGAUUUACAAAUCUGACAGAAAUUGGUUCUAUCGCGAAAACUUACCGAUUUCAAUGACCCCAAAUGAAGAUGUGAAACAAAUAGUUCAAGAUACGUUACCUCAAACACACUAUGAUAUUAAAGGUUGUACAAUACUUACCUUCAAAGAAGAUUUGCCAUUGUUAAAGGAAAAAAUAACAGAGUAUUUUGACAACUUCAAACAAGUAGGGUAA
This is a messenger RNA of Trichomonas vaginalis G3, 420 nucleotides long. RefSeq lists its product as uncharacterized. NCBI's taxonomy places the organism in Eukaryota, Parabasalia, Trichomonadida, Trichomonadidae. The transcript has a single exon. The record is from RefSeq and is a predicted model, not a curated record. The coding region runs from base 1 to 420 and encodes 139 amino acids.